ACAGCACCUUCCAUAGCUGACAAUGACCGCGAGGCUGGCAAUGUUUUGCGGCGGAUAAGUAUGCGAUUGCAGACGCACGGUGGUGCACAGAAACCUCCGCUCUGGCAUCUUCGUUGACCGAAAUGUCCCUCCCUGCUGGGCAGCACAUCCGCUUCGUCGACCCUCUCCCCUCUCCUCCAGCCAACCGUCCAAGAAGGCCAGGGCUAAAGUACCCAAGCGUCGCACAGCGCAAGGACGUGCCCGACAGGAUGACCUCUCCUGACCUCGCCUGGCCUGGGCCACGCCCUCUGUCGCGCACGAACCUGUCAAUCACACCCUUCUCCUUACCAACGCCAUCAGAGUCCUCGCCCCACAGCAUGUCCUGGGAGGAUUGCACGAUACCCGACAUCGAGAGACCGCAACGACCACCCUCGAUGAGCAUUAGCGACUCGUUACGCGGUCUGUUCAGCUUUGCGCGUGGUAAUCUCAUGUCGCUCUCGCCCUCACCCUCGAAACAUUCGCUGGACAGCUACCCCGUCGAACGGCCACGGCUCUUCCUCCGCUGCGGCUCAGCGGACAGCCGCGCAUCGUCCUCGCCGUCGUCGACCAUCUGUGAGUCGGACUCGUCGGCGGUAAUUCCCUGUCAAGCACGCCGGCGUGCGAGAUCAGGCAAACCUGGUUAG
Molecule: messenger RNA, 662 nt
Organism: Phanerochaete carnosa HHB-10118-sp
Lineage: Eukaryota; Fungi; Basidiomycota; Agaricomycetes; Polyporales; Phanerochaetaceae
Exons: 3
Coding region: 123-662 (179 amino acids)
Source: RefSeq, a predicted model, not a curated record